Molecule: messenger RNA, 6519 nt
Organism: Cottoperca gobio
Lineage: Eukaryota; Metazoa; Chordata; Actinopteri; Perciformes; Bovichtidae
Product: probable phospholipid-transporting ATPase IH
Exons: 30
Coding region: 1-3612 (1203 amino acids)
Biological process (GO): phospholipid translocation
Cellular component (GO): plasma membrane; endoplasmic reticulum; recycling endosome
Molecular function (GO): magnesium ion binding; ATPase-coupled intramembrane lipid carrier activity; ATP binding
Source: RefSeq, a predicted model, not a curated record
AUGGAUUUCACCCAGCUCCGGAACAUCAUCAGCAGAUACUGUGUGGGGGAGGAGAUCUGGGUGGACAGUCGGACGGUGUACAUCGGGCAUAAAGAACCUCCUCCGGGAGCUGAGGCCUACAUCCCUCAGCGUUACCCCGACAACCGCAUCGUCUCCUCCAAGUACACCUUCUGGAACUUCAUUCCUAAGAAUCUGUUUGAGCAGUUCAGAAGAAUCGCCAACUUCUACUUCUUGGUCAUAUUUCUGGUCCAGCUUAUCAUCGACACCCCCACCAGCCCGGUCACCAGCGGCCUGCCCCUCUUCUUUGUUAUCACUGUCACCGCAAUAAAACAGGGCUAUGAGGACUGGCUCAGACACAAGGCUGACUGCUCUAUAAACGAGUGUCCGGUGGACGUGGUGCAGCAGGGGAAGGUGGUGAGGACACAAAGUCACAAGCUACGGGUGGGGGACAUCGUGGUGGUGAGGGAGGACGAGACUUUCCCCUGUGACCUCAUCCUGCUCUCGUCCAGCCGCCAUGAUGGGACCUGCUACGUCACCACCACCAGCCUGGACGGGGAGUCCAGUCACAAGACCUAUUAUGCUGUACAAGAUACCCUGGCCUUUAGAACGGAGCAGGAGGUGGACUCGCUACACGCCACUAUUGAAUGUGAACAACCACAGCCUGACCUCUACAAAUUUGUGGGACGCAUCAAUAUAUACAAGGACAAAGAAGAGCCCGUGGCUAGACCACUUGGGGCUGAGAAUUUGCUCCUUAGAGGAGCCACACUGAAGAACACACAACACAUUUAUGCUGUCGCAGUCUACACUGGUAUGGAGACUAAGAUGGCGCUUAAUUACCAGUCUAAAUCUCAGAAGCGCUCCGCUGUAGAAAAGUCGAUGAAUGCCUUUCUGAUCGUGUAUCUGUUCAUCUUGAUCAGUAAAGCGGUUAUCAACACCGUUCUGAAGUACGCUUGGCAGUGGUCUCCGGACCGAGACGAGCCCUGGUACAACCACAGGACUGAGAACGAGCGCCAGCGCCACGUGGUGAUCCGAGCAUUCACAGACUUCCUGGCCUUCAUGGUCUUGUUUAAUUACAUCAUCCCGGUGUCCAUGUACGUGACGGUGGAGAUGCAGAAAUUCCUGGGCUCCUAUUUCAUCACGUGGGAUGAAGAAAUGUUCGACGAAGAGCUGGGAGAGGGAGCUCAGGUCAACACCUCGGACCUGAAUGAGGAGCUGGGACAGGUGGAGUAUGUGUUCACUGAUAAGACGGGCACUCUCACCGAGAACAACAUGGAGUUUAUUGAAUGCUGCGUCGAUGGGAACGUCUACAUCCCACAUGCCAUCUGCAACGGCCAAAUCCUCAGCGCUGCCUCCAGUAUAGACAUGAUUGACUCGUCACCCGGAGGAUACAGGAGAGAACACGAGGAUCUGUUUUUCCGGGCGCUGUGUCUGUGUCACACAGUGCAGGUGAAGGAGGAGGAGACGGUGGAAAGCAUCAAGAGGGGCAUCCACCAGGGCAAGCCCACCUCCUUCUACAUCUCCUCCUCACCGGAUGAGGUGGCUUUGGUGGAGGGAAUGAAAAGGCUGGGUUACACCUAUCUGAGACUGAAAGACAACUACAUGGAGAUCCUCAACAAAGACGAUGAGAUUGAAAGGUUUGAGCUGCUCCACGUGCUGAACUUUGACUCCGUCAGGAGGAGAAUGAGCGUCAUAGUCAAGUCAAGCUCAGGAGAAUACCUGCUGUUUUGUAAGGGGGCAGACUCGUCCAUUUUUCCUCGAGUCGUGUCUGGGAAGGUGGAGCAGGUGAAAGCCCGGGUGGAGCUGAAUGCUGUCGAGGGGCUGCGGACUCUGUGUGUCGCUUAUCGAAAGCUGUCCGAGUCCGACUACCAGGAGGCGUGUCAUCACCUGAACGAAGCCAAGCUGGCCCUGCAGGACAGGGAGCAGAGGCUGGCGCAGGCCUAUGACAUCAUCGAGAGGGACUUUGUGCUUUUGGGCGCUACGGCAGUGGAGGACAGGCUCCAGGAGAAAGCCGCGGACACCAUUGAGUCACUGCACAAGGCCGGGAUGAAAGUUUGGGUCCUGACGGGGGACAAGAUGGAGACGGCAGCGGCUACCUGCUACGCCAGCAAGCUGUUCCGCCGCAGCACCCAGAUCCUUGAGCUGACCAAGAAACGCACAGAAGAGCAGAGUCUGCAUGACGUCCUGUUCGAACUGAACAGGACUGUCAUCAGACAACGCUCUAUGUCUGGGUUGUCAGUCGACUGCCUUGACUUUGGUCUGAUCAUCGACGGGGCCACUCUGUCUGCAGUUCUAAAGGCCAACCAGGAGGGGGCCGGCUCCGGCAACUACAGAGAGAUCUUUCUCGACAUCUGUCGCAACUGUAGCGCCGUGCUCUGCUGUCGCAUGGCACCUCUGCAGAAAGCGCAGAUUGUGAAGCUAAUUAAAGCUUCCAAGGAGCACCCCAUAACCCUCGCCAUCGGUGACGGUGCCAACGAUGUCAGCAUGAUCUUGGAAGCACACGUGGGCAUUGGCAUCAUGGGUAAAGAGGGCCGACAGGCGGCCAGGAACAGUGACUACGCCAUCCCGAAGUUCAAACACCUGAAGAAGAUGCUUCUCAUCCAUGGCCACUACUAUUACAUCCGAAUUGCUGAACUUGUUCAGUACUUCUUCUACAAGAAUGUAUGCUUCAUCUUCCCUCAGUUCCUGUACCAGUUCUUCUGUGGGUUCUCCCAGCAGCCACUGUACGAUACCGCAUAUCUGACGUUGUACAACAUCAGCUUCACCUCGCUGCCCAUCCUCCUCUACAGCCUGGUAGAGCAGCACGUCACUAUAGAGACGCUCAAGAGGGACCCCUCCUUGUACAGGGGCAUAUCGAAGAACUCCCUCCUCCGCUGGCCCGUCUUCCUGUACUGGACAUGCCUGGGUGUGUUCGACGCCGUUAUCUUCUUCUUUGGUGCCUACUUCCUGUUUGACAACACCACCUUUACCAGCAAUGGCCAGCUUAUGACCACCAACACACAGAUGAUGUUCGGGAACUGGACCUUCGGGACUCUCGUCUUCACUGUGCUGGUGUUCACCGUUACGCUCAAGCUUGCCUUGGACACACACCACUGGACCUGGAUCAAUCACUUUGUCAUCUGGGGGUCACUACUUUUCUACGUUAUUUUCUCUCUUCUCUGGGGAGGCAUCAUUUGGCCCUUCCUGAACUACCAGAGGAUGUACUACGUGUUCAUGCAGAUGCUGUCUAGUGGUCCCGCCUGGCUCAGCAUCAUCCUGCUCAUUACGGUCAGCUUGCUGCCAGAUGUCAUCAAGAAGGUCCUCUGCAGGGCCAUGUGUCCCACAGCCAUUGAACGUGCACAGGAUCAUGAGAAGCUGUCGCGGGGUGGCGUGGCCGAGUUGACUCCACUGUCGUCUCGUCGAUCCUACAAAGGCACGAGCACGGACUCCUCUCACCUCCACCUCGGCGCUGCGGAGACGCUGUCGCUUCACAGGUCUGAUCCCCUUCCCCAGAAACUACUGGUCCACUUGGCAGAGGGUGGAGGGGCAGACUUGUGCUCUCUCAGCCCCUACGUGCUCCGUCUAUCAGGGGCGGGAUACGCCUACUACGCUCCAGGGCCGGAGACCUCCGUGUGAACACAAAACGCAGGCUCUGAAACUAUGUGUAGGUGAAUCUCAUAAAGUACAUCCGACGAUGUUCGACCGAGAUCUGCGUCUCAAGGAUCGAAGCAAUCGAGCAAAAACACAAACAAACACGUUCACACACUUCAACCUCCAUGCCGAGUUCACCAUGUGCAUUUUCUGGGCUACACCUGAGUGAACGACCCUUUACAUAUUACAGCCCCGACGCCUCAUCAACAUUCUUUGGUAACAUCUUUUUGAUUCAGUGUCGUCCCCAUCUUAGUGUCAUUAAAGUUCCUAAACCCAAACUCUUACUUGAAAAAGUCUAAGAACAAAAAAAGGGAACCAUGUGCAAAGGUGCAUUUGUUUCAUGCACUGACGGAGCUGUCCUGUUGCAACACGUCAGCAGGCCUUUUUGUAUUCCUCGUCCUCAUUUUCAGUCUUCACGUUCUUGCCUGUUCCUCCACUUUCGUGUCCUUUUUUGCUUCUUUGUGAAUGUUUGUUGGAAACAUUUAUGUACAGUAUGUGGUCCGGCCAAGUAAGGGGCAGCCGUCAAGCUCAGCCCUUUAGGUGUGUGUGCGUGCGUGCGUGCGUGUGCAUGUGCGCGAGUGUAUGCAUGACAUUUGCCUAUUACUGUAUGUUUGUAUGUGACACACCUUUGCCUUACAGGUAGCCACACAGCAGCAGGCUAGGAGCCAAAGGGGAAAGGUGUAAAAAAACACAAAAAAACAAAACAGAAGUGGUGUAUUACAAAGCCUUACCCACACACACACACACACACACACACACACACACACACACACACACACACACACACACACACACACACACACACACACACACACACACAGACACACACUCAGCUGAAAGAGAAACUGGGGAAAUCUGAAGAGGGAUGUGGAGUAUUCUAGCCACCCUGCCUUAAUUCAUAGAUACUGAUUUUUAGUGGAUUAUAUUUCUAGGUUAAACAUGUGUUGUGAGUGGACAGGGCAGACUUGUCUGGUACAGUGUGUCUGUUAUUCCUCUUCCUCUUCUUUUACCCUCACGAUUGUGUCGACUUUUCUUUUUCUUAUCUGCCAGUGUAGCAUGUCGGAUCUCCCUGCUGCAUGCUGAUCUGCUCUUCUUUUCUGUUCUUCCUUAUCCUCCGUCGUCCCAGACAUCAUUCAUCAUGAACCAUAUCACGACACCUUUUCUUUCUCCCGACAAUGAGCACACUUGCACCCACUCCCGCCCCCAUGUGGCCGCGUCGGGUAACAGCAGCAGCCGAGACUCGUGGAGUCUUUAUUUAUGGAUGUCCUAAAAUGACUUGCUAUUCCUCACUGUUGCAUUGUGCUUGUGUGUUUGCUGCCAUGCUCUGUGUUAUGCAAAAGUUAAUGUAAGAAUGCUAAUGUCAUGUUGUCACAUUAUAAGGGGUUUUUUCUCUGUGUUUGCAUUUAUCCAUGAGUUUUUUCUGUAUUGUUCUAAAAUUAUUGAUGGCGGUCACUGUUGAUGUAUGGAUGUAACUUAAAAGAAAAACCUUUUGAUAUAUAUUGUAGUAAGAAGGGGUGUUAUAUUAGACUGUUGUAAGUAGGAGGGACACUUGAAUCGGCGAUGUCACAAUCAAAUCAAUAGAAUGUUGAACUGAUUUAUCCAUCAUGUCCUCCAGCCGAAGAUUGUGGCUCAUUAUGGAUGAACCCCUUUUCUGCAUUUCUAGCAUCCGAAGUCCUCUCUGUCCAAAGCAUAUCUGUCGUGUUGCACAGCAAGUGACUGACUGGGGAAGUCUUGAAUGUCAGAUUCAGAAGCAUUUUUGUAUGUUUAUACAGUUUAUUUUCAUACACAUCACCAUCUGCCAACAUGUAUAGAUUUAAUAACAGGUGUUCAGUAUUUUUUUUACUGGGGCACAGAUGAUUUAUCGGUUUGGUUGGAGGUCUGGAUUUGUCUCAGUUUUCACUCAAAGCCUCCACAAGUAUUUGAAUUUAGGGGCUCAACGUCCUGACCUCAGUAGAUUAUUAGAAGGGCCUUGGUGCUUGUUAUGCAGUGUCCCAUCUCACUGUGCUGUUGCCAUACUGUAUCCAGACAUAUUCUACAUGCCACACAUACCAAUCCUACCACAAUAAUGCUAUAAGGUCUAUUUUAAUUUAAUGAUGUAAUGGGGAAUUCUUUUGGAGUCAUUCUUCAAACCCAGUUUGUUAUCUGGUCCUCCACACCUCAGUUCUUUUCUCUACUACUUGUCAUUUUUGUGUUGUCCAUUGUGAAUAUUUCUUUUGCUACUUUUGUAUCCCAGAGAGAAGACUAUAUUUUAACUCUGUUAGAAUGUGUGUUCAAGUUUGUAACCAAAAUUAGAGCAACAUAUACAUUAUAAGAUUCAUUAGAGAUUUACGAAUAGGUCUACACACACUGCACUUUGUUCUACAACAGAUCGUUUUUUCCCCCCCUCUAAAACAAGGUCUAUCGUCUGUCGACUUGGGGGGGGGGGGGGGGGGAUUUAUAAGUGUUCACUCUUCCUCACAAGUUAUUUUUCUAAGAAGAAUGUAGUGGGUGAGAAAAAAAAAAAAAAGUGACCAAAUAACUUGACUUGGAAUGGACCGUCUGUAGCCUCCGUCUCAAAUGGGUUUAUCGCACCAGCCUUUUACUGCUGAUCAGAAUGUCAAACUGCUUUUUCUAAGUCCAUCAGCAGAACAGCAGGUGCUCAUCUUGUCACUCCUGAGCGUUGGUAAAAUGUCUGGGUUAGGGUGUCGACUUCUGUGCUCUGAGCAGCACGCGUCAUAUCAUACCUUCAGUACAGCACUGUUUGUAUUACUAAACAGGUUUUGAGAAUUUACUUUUUUUUUGGAUAAAGAUUUUAAAAGUUCGCCUGUUCACUUUUUGCCAGCCUGUCUGUAGCAAAUGAGGGCAAAGCACUGUAUUGUCAUUCUGCUUGUAAUAAAGAAAGAGUAAAAAAAU